GAUAACUGGUCACGGUCACCCCAUCUCUGCCCUAAGCCGCCGCACAAGUCUCAGAACUCGUGUACUGGCGUCGACGCUACCGUCGCUCUGAUAGGGUUUUUCCGAUAGGAGGAAACCUUCCUAACCAUUGCUACUUUCCAUUUCAUUUUCAUUUUCCAGGAUUUAAGGUUUUAGCGAAAUGUCGGAUGACGAAGCGAGGGAGGAGAAGGAGUUGGAUCUCACUUUCCCAGACGUUGUUACCAAGUACAAGACCGCGGCAGAGAUUGUUAACAAGGCCCUUCAAUUGGUGGUAUCUCAGUGCAAGCCCAAAGCUAAGGUUGUUGAUCUAUGCGAGAAAGGCGACUCCUUCAUCAGAGAGCAAACUGGUAACGUGUACAAGAAUGUGAAGAGAAAGAUUGAAAGGGGCGUAGCUUUUCCAACAUGCAUUUCUAUCAAUAACACCGUGUGCCAUUUCUCACCCCUUGGCAAUGACGAGAAUGUACUGGAAGAGAAUGACAUCGUUAAAAUUGACAUGGGGUGUCAUAUUGAUGGGUUUAUUGCUGUGGUAGCACACACUCAUGUUAUACAGGAAGGACCAGUGACUGGUAGAGCAGCAGAUGUGAUUGCUGCUGCCAAUACAGCAGCAGAAGUUGCCUUGCGCCUUGUGAGGCCAGGAAAAAAGAAUAAGGAUGUUACAGAAGCUAUUCAGAAGGUAGCUGCAGCUUUUGAUUGCAAAAUUGUGGAAGGAGUGCUUAGUCAUCAGUUGAAGCAGUUUGUAAUUGAUGGAAACAAAGUAGUUUUAAGUGUUGGAAAUCCAGAAACACGCGUUGAUGAAGUGGAAUUUGAAGAAAACGAAGUGUAUGCAAUUGAUAUUGUGACAAGUACUGGUGAAGGAAAGCCAAAACUGUUGGAUGAGAAGCAAACUACUAUUUAUAAAAGAGCUGUCGAUAAGAGCUAUCAGUUGAAAAUGAAGUCUUCAAGAUUCAUUUUCAGUGAAAUAAGCCAAAAGUUUCCAAUCAUGCCAUUUACUGCAAGGGUUUUGGAAGAGAAAAGAUCUCGACUUGGACUUGUUGAAUGCGUGAGCCAUGAUCUUUUACAGCCAUACCCUGUGUUGCAUGAAAAACCUGGGGAACUUGUUGCACACAUCAAAUUUACAGUAUUAUUGAUGCCAAAUGGGUCAGACAAGAUUACCUCUCAUCCACUUCAACAGAUGCUGUCUACCAAGUCAAUUGAUGACCCUGAAAUUAAGGCAUGGCUGGCCUUGGGGACAAAAACAAAGAAAAAAGGUGGAGGAAAGAAGAAAAAAGGGAAGAAAGGCGAUGCACAAGAUGAAUCUGAACCAAUGGAUACUACAAAUAGCACUAGUGCUUAGUGGAUAAGAAGCCAAUUUUUUUUCCUGUUAUUUGAACUUGGCUUCUUCCAGCACCUCCCAACUUUUCGAUAAUUUACUUCAAAAUCAUAUUGGAAACUAAAACAGAUUACUUUGCUUGUGAUGAAAAGAUUUUGGUAUUUAUGAAAUUCAAAUGUUUUCAAUUA
This is a messenger RNA of Zingiber officinale, 1515 nucleotides long. RefSeq names its product ERBB-3 BINDING PROTEIN 1-like. The transcript has 10 exons. Lineage: Eukaryota; Viridiplantae; Streptophyta; Magnoliopsida; Zingiberales; Zingiberaceae. The coding region runs from base 179 to 1351 and encodes 390 amino acids. The record is from RefSeq and is a predicted model, not a curated record.